Columba livia (rock pigeon) is the source of this 1959-nucleotide messenger RNA. It is a transcript of the gene DDX28, whose product is annotated as DEAD-box helicase 28. The transcript has a single exon. Lineage: Eukaryota; Metazoa; Chordata; Aves; Columbiformes; Columbidae. Gene Ontology annotation, molecular function: mRNA binding; ATP binding; RNA helicase activity. Bases 1 to 1629 code for a protein of 542 amino acids. The record is from RefSeq and is a predicted model, not a curated record.
AUGGCGCCGGGGCGCGGCGGGAUAGCGGCGGCCGUCGCGCUGCUCCCGCGGCGGCAGGCGGCCACCCGGGCGGCGGCGGGCGCGCAGCCCCCCGGGAGCGUGGUGCGCGUCCCCUGGGCCCUGCGGGUGCGCCUGCAGCGGGGCGCGCAGCGCCGGCAGCGCGGGCAAGGGGAGGCUGCGGCGGCGGCGCGGCCCGGGAAGCUGCUGCUGCGGAGCCGGCGGCCAGAGCUCAGCCAGCCCCACUGGCAGACGGUGGGGCGCUGGGAGCGGCCGCCGCUGGUGUCGGCGGGCUGGAAGCACAGGAAGGCCCGCGGGGACUACUUCCAGCUGGAGCCCUCGCAGGAGGCCGCUCCCGCCCUGGAGGCGCCACCGCCUGAGGCGCGGCAGGGUCCGUCCUUCGCCGAGAUGGGGCUGCAGCCGGCGCUGCUGGCCGGCCUGGCGCGCCUCUCCGUCAGCCGCCCCACGGCGGUGCAGCGCCUGGCCAUCCCCGCGCUGCGCCGCGGCCGCAGCGCCCUGUGCGCCGCCGAGACCGGCAGUGGCAAGACGCUGGCCUACCUGCUGCCGUUGCUGGACGGGCUGCUCUCCCGCCCCGCGGAGCCGCUGGCAGAUGCGGCGGGGCCGGCGUCGCCCCGCGGGCUGGUGGUGCUGCCGUCGCGGGAGCUGGCGGCGCAGGUGGGCGCGGUGGCGGCGGCGCUGUGCCGGCCGGCGGGGCUGCAGGUGCGCGGGCUGACGGGCGGCGGCGCGGCGGGCGGGCUGCGGAGGCAGCUGCGGGCGCCGCCGCCGGGCGCCGCCGUGCUGCUGGGCACCCCCGGGGCGCUGCGGGCGGCUCUGCGGUGGCGCUUCCUAGCUCUGGGGCGGCUGCGCUGGAUGGUGCUGGACGAGGCGGACGCGCUGAUGGACGAGUCCUUCGCGGAGCCGCUGGAGGAGAUCCUGGCACACGCGCCCCUGGCCGCUGGUGCCCCCGGGCCGGCCGGCCCUGGUGAGGCGAGGACCCAGGUGGUGGUGGUUGGAGCCACCUUCCCCACGGGGCUGAGCGAGAUGCUGGAGAAGUUCACCGAUGUGGGCCGGUUUGUCACCCUCACCACCCAGCACUUGCACCGCCUGCCACCUCACGUCCAGCAGAAGUUUGUCCGCCUGAAAGGCCAGGACAAGCUGCCUGAACUGCUGCAGCUGCUCAAGGAGGGCCCAGCGUCUGGCAGGACUGUUCUCAUCUUCUGCAACAGUGCCAGCACUGUCAACUGGCUGGGCUACAUCCUGGAUGACCACAAAAUCAAGCACCUGAGGUUGCAGGGGCAGAUGUCAGCAGCUGCCAGAGCUGGCAUCUUUGCCUCCUUCCAGAAGGGUGACGUGUCCGUUCUUGUCUGCACCGACCUUGCCUCGCGGGGGCUGGACACCAGCAGUGUGCAGCUGGUGGUUAACUACGACUUCCCAGAAACGCUGCAGGAUUACCUGCACCGCGUGGGCCGAGUGGGACGGGUUGGAAGCAAGGGGCCUGGAGCCGUGGUUAGUUUUGUCACCCAUCGGUGGGAUGUGGACCUGGUGCGGAAAAUAGAGACUGCAGCCCGGAAGAAGUCAGGUCUCCCGGGCAUGGACUCCUCUAUUAAUAAGCCGACACCUAAAGGAGGUUGAUUCAGAUUGCCAAGCAGUAAUAGUGGCCUGGUAGGACUUGAGGUCAUUUAGGCAGAGCGAAUGAGUGUGUGUAAACUGGAGUGAAGGCAAAGAGAACUGAGUUUCAUAACCAGGUGGUCAAGUUGACCUUGUGUACUGUUCUGGAAGCUGCAGCAGUCAUUUCCAUAGAUAUCACAACUCGUGGCUUUCCAAAAGGAAGUUAGUAAGUGGGUAACAAAAUGCCGUUGGAGAAUACUGAAGAUGAUCUCAUUGGUUGAUUUUUUGUUUAAUUUUGUUGAGACUUUUAACUUAAAUUCAAGUGGGAAUUAAAGUAUGCCUGUGUGAUGUGCA